AUGAGUAGGAGGUUUUUAGAAGAAUGAGAUUCAAUAAUUUUGGAGCAUUCGGCAAAUUUUAAAAGUCCAAGCAUUCCCAAUUCAAGAAACUCCACCUGCACCGUCACCUCAGAGGAAAAUUUCGACACAAAAUUCCCAGACUGGGAGUUAAUCAACGACAAAACUUUUUCGCGGCUUCAAUCACUUCUUGAAGAACAAGACCGAGCCUAUUUAGACAAAAAAACAAUCCAGCAAGCCAAACGAAUAUUAAUGGCGGACAAAGACAUCCCAAUAGAAGCCGCAAACUCCUUAAUCCACACAAUUGAAAAUUUAAUCUCCCAAGAAAAGAAAUACCUUAACCAAAGGAAAUCUGACCUUUCUCUUAUUUCAACCCACCCUACUACUCCAAAAUCCACAUUUUCCCCAUUUAGUGCUGGGACUCCUAUAGAGAUGUGAGACGAGCCUGAUAAAGAAAAAGAAGAGCUCUAUAUCAGGUUCAAAAAUCUUUAUGACUUUUUAGUAUUUUUGUACCACCAGCAAACCGAAAAACGAAACUCAGUAAGAUCUGCCUCAAUCCAAGCUGAUUUAAAAACUCAAAAACCUAUGGAUUUAUCUGUAAAAGAUUUAAUUGAGACUGAUAUCCCACGUUGUUCUCGGUAUUCUCAAACAGUUCCUGAACCAAAAGACAAUUCUAUCUAUAAUAAAGCUGCCAAGCUUGAACAGGACAAUAUUGCUUUAAUUUCCCAAAAUUCUGAUUUAAAAGAAAACUUGGAAAUUAUGCAGUUUGAGUUAAAAAAUACAAUAAAAUUGCUUGAAAAAUGCAAGAAAUUCAAAAUAAAAACAGAAGAGCUUAUGAAUGAUUUAGACGAGGAAUUAAAAUCAAUUAAAGAAAGCUUGGAAAAUCAAGAGGUUGGUGAGGAGGAGUAUUGGUGUGGAGUCAGCGAAAUUAUUGGAAAUGCUGUAGAUGAAUUUAAUGAAGCAAAUGAGGAGUAUGAGGAAGAAAGCAAUUAUGAAGCAGAAAUUGAGAGCAAAAAAGAUGAAAUUAUUGGUCUAUUGCAGAAUAAAGUAGAAGAACUGACUGAGGUUUCUAAAGGAUAUAAAGAAUUUUCUGAUAAAUUAGCAGAGGAGCAUCAAUAUUUGCUUGAAAAAAUGAGCAGAGAAGUAAAUAAUAGUGAAAUUCAAUGCGACUUGGAAAAGGAGAGUGAUAAGCCAAUAAUUGAUAAUAGUAAGGAGCUUCUUGAAAAGGAUAAAAAAAUAGAAAAGCUAGUCCUUGAAAACACAGAAAUUUCCCAAAAAUACACCUUCAUGCAAAGAGAACUAGAAGAAAUGAAAAAAUCAAACGAAGUCUACCAAAAACAGCUGCAGCACAAAGAAGAGGACUAUAAAAAUCUUUCUAUUUCUCUCGCAAGUAUAAGGCAAGAUUUAUCCAAUAGAAUUAAAUCAGAAGAAGAUUUGCUAGCUGAAAAUAAAUUUCUUAUAUAAUUUAAUGGUGCGGUGAGCCAACCUACCCCAUUAGCACCUGUAUCUGGGAAACCCAGAGGGAGAAUGGUGUUCGGUAGUGUGUAUCUGGCCAGAUUCUAAUGGUUUGAUGGAGCGCAAUGCUAGGCCAGACUGAAGGCAGCUUGCUCUUGUUCAAGGUUUGCCUCUGGAGAAGAUGCAAGCUUGUUUUGUUAAGGAAAGCCUUGCAAAUUCCUUUGUACCAAUCUAGAGAAAUAAAUGGUGGCGUCGACGAAAGAUGAUCUCCUAGGGGCAUUCCCUGUGGAACAGAUCGGACCCAUCCUGAUGAAACUGAAAGCAGGGCUUCUGUCACUUUUUCAAAUAGGCCUUCAUGUUUGUGGAAGCCUUACCGAAGAGGGAAGUUUCGUUUUCUCCCUGGAAGGUUUUACUGCCCUUGUCAGGUGGGUUAGACAGCUUUUUCCUCUCACAUAGUCUUCGUCAAUCGGGACUCUCGGGGCAUCUAAUAGAGAGUUGCUCUGAUCUAGGGAGUUGAUCCUUAGGUUAGGUGAGUCUCACCAGAAAACUAAAGGGCGGAAUAUUGGUUAGGCCUUACACCAUUUGCACUCUGAAGUUUCUGGAGCCAAGGUAGUCUGGCAAGCCCAAGUCAGGGUACGACACAAUGAACUAUCCAGCUGCACCCAAAUUAGUGUGCGAGCCCAUUUUAGAGGAGCAUAGUCGAUAUACAACGGCAAGCAGCGUGAAGCAAAGUGGAGAAAAAUACCCAUUCGAUGUAUCACAUGGAGUUGUUCUGUUAUCUUAACUAAGAACUAAUAAAAUAAACUUCUCUCUAGCCAAGUUAAAGCUUUACGUGAAAGCAUGCCCGAAAAAAAUGACAAAGUAAAAGUCCAUUUAUUAGAAUGUGAAAACGAAAGCAUGUCACGACAAAUAGCAGCUUUAACAAAAUCAAAUUCAGCCCUACAAGAAAGCAAUGCAAAUCUUUCUGCUAUCUUGUCUGACUCAAAAGGAAAAACAAAAAGUUUUGCUCAAACACAAGAAGAAAUCAAUAUUUUGAAAAAAAAAUUGAAAGAAAAAACUGAUGACAGCAAAAGAAUCCAAUCAAGGAUUAAACUGCUAGAAGAAGAAAGAAGUAAUAUGAAAAAGCAGCUAGAUUUGCAAAAAGAAAUAGAAGAAGAAACUAAAUCAAGCAAAGAUUUAGCAUUAAAACAAAAAUCACAAAUGAAAAGAAUGAAAGAAAAAUGCGAUUUUCUUGAAACUGAAAACAAAAAAUUGGAGGUAAAUUUUAUAUAAAAAAAACUAUAUCCUUUUUUAUAGAAAAAAAUAAGAAAAAUGGCAAUAUCCAAAAAUUGGCAGAAAAUUCAAAUUUAUCUCAAGAGCAGAUUAAUGAAUUAAAACUUCAAAUCGCAAAGCUUGAGAAAACAGUAAUUGGAAAAGACAAAGUGAUAUUAGAUUUUGAUAAAAAAAUGAGCAUUUUGCAGAUUGAUAUAAAUAAUAAAACAGAUUUAAUUGAUGAGCUCAAAGACAAAAUAAAUCAAAAAAAUGAAGGGGAAAAUGAUCUGCAAGAAGAAAUCGACAGGCUAAAAGAAGAAAUUAAUAAAUUAAAAUCCAGUCAAGCUCCACUGCACAAAAGUAAUCCAGAAUCAGAAGACCAUGCUUACUUUGAAGAAUGGCUUUCUACUAUAAGAUAA
Blepharisma stoltei is the source of this 3122-nucleotide messenger RNA. The record is from the annotation of a GenBank genome assembly. Lineage: Eukaryota; Ciliophora; Heterotrichea; Heterotrichida; Blepharismidae.